GCAGGCCCAGUGGUGGCUUGGCUGCCUUCGAACAUACAAGUUGUUCUGACGCACCACAACAGCUGGCUCUCUAGUGUCAAGGUCAUCAUGUCAAAUCCCAGAAAGUUCCUAGUGGUGGCCAACUGGUCAGCAGCGGUGACCAGAUUGAAAAUUGAUCGCCUCACAAGAGCUCUCACAGCUCUUCCCCUCAACCCUAACACAGAGACAGUGGUUGGGUGUCCCUCGUGCUACUUGUCGUACGCCCGCCAGCAGCUCCCGCCCCAGAUUGCUGUAGCCGCUCAGAACUGCUAUAAGGUAGAGAGAGGCAACUUUAGCGGAGAGAUAUCUCCUGCCAUGAUCCAGGACUGUGGGUGUGAGUGGGUCAUCCUGGGUCACCCUGAGCGGAGGACAAUAUUUAAUGAACCAGAUCACCUCAUCAGCCAGAAGGUCGCCCACGCCCAACAGGCAGGCAUCAAGGUGGUGGCGUGUGUGUGCGAGACGAAGGAGGAUCGUGAGAGCCAGCGGACGGAGGAGGUGCUGUACGGACAGUUAGAGUCCCUGGCGGCCAGCAUCAGUGAUUGGUCCCGCGUAGUGAUCGCCUUCGAGGCUCUGUGGGCCAGUGGCACUGGCAUCUUGGCCACACCUGCACAGGUCCAGGAGGCACUCUCCAUGCUGCGGCACUGGCUACGUCACAACGUCUCCCACCACGUGGCCAACACAACUCGUAUCAUCUACGCUGGCUCAGUUUCCACCGACAAUUGUCAGGAACUGGCCAAGUUGAAGGACCUGGACGGAUUCCUGGUGGGAAGCGCCGCCCUCAAGCCUGACAUUGUUGACAUCAUUAAUUCCUCGAGAGUAUCGAGCUCGUCGCUGUGGGCGAGGCAACAGCAGCUCCAGGAGACUAACAUACUCAUCUCUCAUCUCAGGCACAAACAAAUUAAUCAUAAAUGGUCGCUUGUAGCGCGACAACCCAAGAGAUAUAUUUAAACAUCCCUUGCAGAUGUUUGUUAUCUAUGCAACUAUUGUUCUUUUCUAGAGUUACUUUUUAUAUGAAGACAAUUUUAUUUCGUAUGUGCAGCUUAUAAAAACAACACAACAAAAGUUU
This is a messenger RNA of Procambarus clarkii (red swamp crayfish), 1084 nucleotides long. Its product is annotated as triosephosphate isomerase-like. Gene Ontology annotation, cellular component: cytosol. NCBI's taxonomy places the organism in Eukaryota, Metazoa, Arthropoda, Malacostraca, Decapoda, Cambaridae. The record is from RefSeq and is a predicted model, not a curated record. Gene Ontology annotation, molecular function: triose-phosphate isomerase activity. Gene Ontology annotation, biological process: glycolytic process; glyceraldehyde-3-phosphate biosynthetic process; gluconeogenesis.